Protopterus annectens (West African lungfish) is the source of this 8064-nucleotide messenger RNA. Its product is annotated as transcription factor COE3-like. Gene Ontology annotation, molecular function: RNA polymerase II cis-regulatory region sequence-specific DNA binding; DNA-binding transcription factor activity, RNA polymerase II-specific. Lineage: Eukaryota; Metazoa; Chordata; Ceratodontiformes; Protopteridae. The transcript is spliced from 16 exons. Gene Ontology annotation, biological process: regulation of transcription by RNA polymerase II. The coding region runs from base 717 to 2480 and encodes 587 amino acids. The record is from RefSeq and is a predicted model, not a curated record.
CAGUCCUGUUGCUCUGUCUUUCUUAGCAGAAUGCCAUCAGCAUCUCUCUGUCUCAGGUUCCAUGACUUAAGUUUACUCCAUUCCUAUUGCAGUUUCUUCGCAGUGUUUGCAGUAGAGUCAGGCACUGGGCAUCUCUCUCUGCCUCAUUGAUUGUUGUCCUUUGAUAAGUUCUACUUCCUCAGCACAACUGCAUGCAGCACAAUGUCUCUGUCUCUGCAUUUUGCCUCGGUGAAUGUGUACUGAACAAGGCUUCUUCAGCUGUAACAGCAGCAUCAGCAACACUCUCUUGCUCCCUCUCACUCUAGAAUCUUCCCAGCCCUUCUCCACCCCUUACCUCCCAGUUUCACCCUAAGUUCCCACCAGAAGUACCUGCAGGGGUUAGUGCAAAGGCUGUUUGUGAUCCUUCGUUUUGGAUAAGCUCAUCUGGAGAGCUGGGCAGGUUUCCAAGCCUCCCUCCACUCCCUCCCAACGCCCACCAGCUUCACUUUUCUUGCUUUUCUUGGGAAUACUUGUGGGAUACUCUGGACUGCACAACUUUUGAUCUGGCUUGUGCUAACCUUGUGGAAGAAUAAUUUAUUUUCUGUCGUCUUACAACAAACGUUUAUAUCUUCUUGUGGAUUGUUUCUGUGCUUCCUGUACUGGGAAUUCUGGAAGAGCUGGCGGCUGGAGACGACUGGUCAGGGAGAGUGAGGGAAGACAGUGUACGGACUGCACUAAUGUUUUCCCUCCAGGAGGGUAUACCCAGACUGGGGCUACCCAUGAAAGAGGAACCUUUGACUGGGGGUCUGACUCCUGUCCGGUCCUGGAUGCAGAACACUGGGAUUCUCGAUGCGGCAACAGCUGCCCAAAGUGGAGCUGGCCUGGCCCGUGCACACUUUGAGAAGCAGCCACCUUCCAAUUUACGCAAGUCCAACUUCUUCCACUUUGUACUGGCCAUGUAUGACCGACAAGGACAGCCAGUGGAGAUUGAACGUACUUCCUUCAUCGACUUUGUGGAAAAAGACAAAGAGGUAACUGGAGAGAAAACAAACAACGGUAUCCACUACCGGUUACAGCUGCUGUACAGUAAUGGAAUUCGGACAGAGCAGGACCUGUAUGUCCGCUUGAUAGAUUCCAUGACAAAGCAGCCUAUUCUAUAUGAAGGUCAGGACAAGAAUCCAGAGAUGUGUCGAGUCCUACUCACACAUGAAAUCAUGUGCAGUCGUUGCUGUGACAAGAAGAGUUGUGGUAAUCGGAAUGAGACACCAUCAGAUCCAGUUAUUAUCGACAGGUUCUUUUUGAAAUUUUUCCUCAAGUGCAAUCAGAACUGUUUAAAAAAUGCAGGGAACCCUCGAGACAUGCGACGAUUUCAGGUGGUGGUCUCUACAACAGUUAAUGUUGAUGGCCAUGUGCUGGCAGUCUCAGAUAACAUGUUUGUCCAUAACAACUCCAAGCACGGUCGAAGGGCACGUCGGCUUGACCCCUCUGAAGCAGCAACGCCCUGUAUCAAAGCAAUCAGCCCCAGUGAAGGGUGGACGACAGGUGGUGCCACAGUCAUUGUUAUUGGAGACAACUUCUUUGAUGGACUACAAGUGGUCUUUGGGACGAUGCUGGUAUGGAGUGAGUUAAUCACGCCACAUGCGAUCAGAGUUCAAACACCCCCGCGGCACAUCCCAGGAGUAGUUGAAGUAACGCUAUCCUACAAAUCCAAACAGUUUUGCAAAGGAGCACCAGGACGGUUCAUCUAUACAGCUCUAAAUGAACCAACUAUUGACUACGGAUUCCAGCGCUUACAGAAAGUGAUUCCAAGACACCCCGGAGAUCCCGAGAGAUUACCUAAGGAGGUGUUAUUGAAGAGAGCCGCAGACCUUGUGGAAGCCUUAUAUGGAAUGCCUCACAAUAACCAGGAAAUUAUUUUGAAAAGGGCAACUGACAUAGCCGAAGCCUUGUACAGUGUCCCCCGCAACCCAAACCAGCUACCGUCCCUCGCCAGCACUCCCACCCACUCUGGAAUGAUGGGAGUGAACUCCUUUGGUGGUCAACUAGCAGUCAACAUCGCAGAGCCAUCAUCGGGCAAUGACCAAGGUUUUGCUAGGAACAGCAGCAGUGUUUCACCUCGAGGUUAUGUUCCCAGCUCUACUCCACAACAAUCUGGUUACAACACUAUCACAUCGACUAUGAAUGGGUAUGGGAGUGCAGCAAUGACUAGCCUUGGGGUUCCUGGCUCACCGAGCUUCCUAAGUGGCUCAGCUACCAAUUCGCCAUAUGCAAUCAUGCCUUCUAGUCCGCCUGUGGGAUCCUCUUCCAUUUCCCUCCCCACUAGUGGGACCACUUCUGCCGGUGGCUUUUCUUUCUCCCCUGUGAACAUGAUCUCUGCGGUGAAACAGAAGAGCGCCUUUGCUCCCGUCGUUAGGCCACAGAACUCUCCACCGCCAGCCUGCAGUAGCACCACCGCUAACAACCUUCAAGCUCUCUCAGGUUUAAUAGUUCCUCCAAUGUGAAAAUGUCUGAAAAAGAUAUGGGACAUCCUUUCCAAUGAGUUAUCCUCACCAUGAGACUGGACCCUUAUGCUACCUUGGCCAGGCAACCACUUGAUUACCUAUCUCAUGGUUCACCCCGUGUUUUCUAAGCACAAAAAUCAGAUUGGUGAUUCCAACGGGAUCAUAGAAAUGUCAAAGGCAUUCUACUCAGUUUCGAAUGAAGAUUAAAAUAGUCCACUUACCGAUGCAGACUUAAAUAUGAUAAAAGGCAGAGAUAAUGUGGAUUGCGAUCAUUUGAAAUAUAAUUUCUUUUGAAAUCUUGUUUGCUGCCAGGACAGAUGUGAACUGUGACAUUUCUGAAGAGCCAGAAACAGCCAUCUUGAAUUUGUUGCAGGAGGCAGCCAUCUUGAAUUUGUUGCAUAUAUGUUAUACAGAUCUGUACAGGAAUUGUUUUUGCCUGCACCAAUAAUGAGGCCUUGAUCACUCAAACUGUGCUUCCAAUAUUUUGUCACGUAUAACCUUAACAAAUCUCUCACCACUCUGACACCAAUGUUGGCUUCUUUGAAGAUAUACAAUUAACACAGGCUGCAUUUUACACCUAUUAAAAUUUAAUGGCAGGAGUAUUGCUGUAUGUUUGUGCAAAGUAAUGUCUGAAUUUAGAUUUCAUGGAAGCAGUUAUAACAGUCUUCUGUCACAUAAGUUUUUGAGAAAUUAAUUGGUAUCUCAGAGAACAACCAAUUAUAAAAAUAUAAAACUGAGGUUGGUGCAUUUCUUGGAUUACAGUCUGUCUCUUAACACCUGUGAUGUAACACUCACACAAAGAGUUUUUUGACAAAGGGGGGCUUCCACUCAUAAAAGUUAUGAGCCAGUCCACUGAGUUGUUAAUUAAUGGUACCCUGAUAUUUCUAAAUGUUAACCAUUAAAAGCAGUCAAUUGCAACCACCCAGACUAUAUCUUUGUUGGGGGCUUCUGCAACAAAAAUGUGGGAGAAACCAAGGGAGGAACAAGGUAUACUGGAAGUAUAGAAUGUAUACUACAGGGUACGUUUUUGACAUUUUAUUUAUUUAUUUUUUGGAUCCUGACUGACUGAUGACAUUUGGUUUCAUUCAACCAGGUCCUCUUCCAUCAACUUCAAAAUUCUUCUUUUUUUUUUUUUUUUAUUUUGGGGCAAACUGCUCUGUAGAAUUAGCACCGGUGAAAAGAUAUGCUUUCCAGAAGCAUGUAGUGACUGAGGGGAAGGGGAUUGGUACAUUAUGUGUGUGUGUGGGUGGGCUACAGUCUUGGGUAUGAUAUACUGAUGUACUUUGAUAUGCAAGCUGAGUUAUAGUUAAAAAGUUUUGAUUAUAUCCUUAGGAAUUUUUUAUCAUUCUUGGUUAAGGGAUGUCCUAAUGUUGACAUUACAAAGUACUUUCUUGCAAUUUAUCAGACUGGUUAAUCACUAAUUCUUAUUCAGCUAUGUCAGUGCAUGACUUAAUGUUUGAAUUAGCCUUGUUGUUUUAUCACAAGAUGCUAACAGAGAUCUUCCAUUUGUGACGUGGCUGACAUUAUAAAGUUAUUAAUUAGUCAAGUUGCUGCUUUAGACCCUUCCAUUUCCUGACCAGCACAUUUAGAGUAGGAUUGUCAUAUCCUCUCUGUAAUCUUCAUGAUUUUAAUCUUCACCAGUCAAAAUAAUAUACCCAAAAUAAGGUACCCCAUAUCAGGGGAAAACAGUUUUCAUUGUUUUUUCAUGUGGAAAGAAUCAAUUUUAUGUCUAAUGCAAUCAAAUCACAUUUUAUUUUAUUUCUGUUUAAGUCUUUUAUUGGUUCAGGUAAUGUCAUAGGUGCUACAGUACAGGAAAAAUGUUCAGGGGAACAGAGUUGUAAGUACAAACUAAUGAGCAGAGAGUUACUUUUAGUGCAGGCCAGCUGCCUUAAUAGAACACUUUAUAAGUAAUAUUGCAUGUUUUAAAUAUCUCAAUAUGGGACUCUUAAAAUGAGUGUUAGGGCUUCUGCCACACCUUUUUUGUUAUGUUUUGACAUUAAUAAAUGCAGAAGAAUAUAUACUGUAUGCACUUGCCUGUUUUAGACCUAAAUGUACCUGAUUGUAACAUAUUUUUUCAGAAAGUUUUCAGUUCAUGUUUUACACAGUUUGUGUUGCUGUUAUCACCUUUACAACAAAAAAGGGAAGGCAGAUCAUCCUGACAAUACAUCUUAAAUAAAUGAUCUUCAUCUGCAUUUUCUGCUUUUUACAAACCAUAGACAGUUGAGCCCUUAAAAGGGUUCUGAACUUAUAUAUCAGUCACAUUUCCAGAAAUCUAAGGCAUAUCAUAAGGAGCACCAACCAAUGUAGCCCCAAGAUGUGUCUAUUAAUGGUGUAUCCUUAACUGGAAAUAAGUUGAAGCAACAUCCUUCUAAUGUGUGAAAUGGCCAAAUACUCUAGAAUAUGCUUUACUCAGUCAUGAAUGUAUUGUGUCAGUGUCAGGUCAUGUACAGGCCAAGGCAGCAUUUGUCAACAUUAUGCAAAGUGGUAGGGCAUAUCCUUUCAUGAAUUUUGUAUGCAGUCAGUCACCCAACAGAAAAUUGACUGCUGGUAUGUCCCACCUUUAAAAAUGCAUAAACAAGCCCUUCUCUUCAACUUUUCUGCUGUAAUGCUACUUUGGAAAAUGGAGUCUGAGAGCAUGGGGAGUGGAGAAAAUUUUAAGAGGGACAGUUCUACAUGCCUGUAGCCAUACAUUUUUCGACAAAACAUGCUUUCAACAAACUGGGCAGUCUCAACUCUUAUUUGUAUGUAUUUAUAAAUAAUGUAAUGUUCUUUUUGUGAUCUUAGGGAUAAUAGUUAAGAAAUGUGUAAACAUAUUGAUGUCAAAUAAGAAACUUUAAUACUGUAAAAAUCUUUUUUAAACUGUCUUCAAUUUCUCUCUGACAUUUAGCAACACUUUUUUGUAAAGAACUUUUAAUUCUUGUAUUUAUCUUAUAGUUUUAAAAUGCUUAUUUUGUUUGAAGCUUGCCUGCUUGUGGGUGGGUCUGUGUGUGUUUUUGUGAGCAACGUGGCAGAUAAGCCACGUGUUAUAUGCACUGCUAUAAAUGUCAGCUAUUCACUGUUAGCCAUGCAUUACAUCUAGUCUGUAUUAACUCUAAAGUCUUUUUGCUUCCAUGUUCCUUCAAUGUAAUAUACAUGCACUAAAUUCUUUGUAGUAACAGCCAGAGGAGGUCCCAAGCCUCUUCACAGUAGAAGUUACUCUGGGGUGUCUGGUUCAUUUGCAGGGGAGCAAUCAGUGCAUUCAUUGCUACAGGGCCUUAUUAGGUGCAGAUGGCCCAAUCUGUAUGAGAAGACCAUUUGCAGCUCACCUGUCAUGAAGCCCAACUCCCCCUCCCCCCCAUGGCAAUAUGGCAAUAGAAAUUAUCAAACAGUAUUACACAUUGGAGAAUUACUUUUCAUAACUCUGCUUUUUACUUGGACUGUGAACAGCAAAACUUAAUUUAUUACCUUAAAUAAUAAUAAUAAUGAAACUUUACUCUUGUGAUUUAAUACAGCUUUUGACCAACUCCCACUCACCCACCCACCACAAAAAACUGCAAACUCUGAUCAUGAAGAAUUGCAAGCAUAUGUCCUAAAGUGCUUUUCCUGACAUUAUCAAAGCAUUCACAUGAAAACUGAGGUCUUCCUUCAUGCCUAUAGAAUACAGAUCUCCCUGCAGUCCCACACUGCUGCAUUACCUGACAUCAGAAUCAGUGCAUAUAACUGGACAACUCUGCAUGUAUCUGAUAUCAGUGCCAGUGUAUAUGAUAGGACAACUCUGCAUGUACCUGACAUCAGUGUCAGUGUAUAUGAUUGGAGAGCUCCGCAUGUAUCUGACAUCAGUGUCAGUGUAUAUGAUUGUACAGCUCUGCAUGUACCCAACAUCAGUGUCAGUGUAUAUGAUUGGACAACUCUGCAUGUACCUGACAUCAGUGUCAGUGUAUAUGAUUGGACAGCUCUGCAUGUACCCGACAUCAGUGUCAGUGUAUAUGAUUGGACAGCUCUGCAUGUACCCGACACCAGUGCCAGUGUAUAUGAUUGGACAGCUUUGCAUGUACCCAACAUCAGUGUCAGUGCAUAUGAUUGGACAGCUCUGCAUGCACCCAACAUCAGUGUCAGUGCAUAUGAUUGGACAGCUCUACAUGCACCCAACAUCAGUGUCAGUGCAUAUGAUUGGAUAGCUCUGAAUGUACCCAACAUCAGUGUCAGUGCAUAUGAUUGGACAGCUCUGCAUGCACCCGACAUCAGUGUCAGUGCAUAUGAUUGGACAGCUCUACAUGCACCCAAUAUCAGUGUCAGUGCAUAUGAUUGGAUAGCUCUGCAUGUACCCAACAUCAGUGUCAGUGUAUAUGAUUGGACAGCUCUGCAUGUUUUACUACAAUACCUUGAACUAUGCCUGAGGAAAAUGGGAAAACAUCAGGUUGUAAGCCAAGGAGGCAAAUGUUAAAGUGUUCAAGCUAUUUAUGAAGAUGCAGACAUAGCAAGCUUUGAAUUUAUUUCCAUAUUAUAAGACUAAAACAGAUAAAGGGCAGACACAGACACAUCUACAGAUAAUUAGCAGAGCCUGGAAAUCAAGAGCAUCUUUAAACCAACACUUGAAAACUGUUAUAAAUGUUAUUAAGUCAGAGCCUUUCUUUGCACUACUUAAGACUAUUAGUCUGAGAAAACAAACUUAACAAUAGUAGAUGCCCUCAGAUGAGCUUUAGAUAUUGGGAGGUGUAGUAGUGUAAUGAUUAGUGUUCGAUUCUCAGGUGGAGUGCUUUCUGUGUGGGUCUGCAUGUUCUUCCUGUGUUUUCAGGGGUUUCCUCUGAGUGCUCCAGUUUCCUCCCACGUUCCAGAGACAUGCGUCUGGAGCAUUUUUCCCCAAGCUUCCACAGAAAAUGAGCUCUGUUCCAGGCAGACUUUCCCGGUAAACAAAUGUUAAACGAAUAAAAUAUUGACAUAAGUUUCUCAUGACAUGAAUUGAUAUAACUUCAUUUUUAUGUAUAAAAGCCAGUGAUUCCUUAAAAUCUGCAAUCUUUUGAUUACUUUAUGAGCCAGUUGCACCCCAUGUGACACAAUUUAAACAUUUUAUAAAUUUAUUUUGCACACUCUCAUAGCUGUGGAUAUAAAUCUUUCGAUCUUCUCAAGUUUUGUAAAUGACCAUCUUAUGUUUGAAACACAAACUUCAUUGCUAGGUUCCUUGGUUCAAGCCUUUCAACCCGAUUGUUUCCCUCAGCAGGUGUUGUCAUCCUGCUUUCACUUUACCUGGUAGCUGCACCUAAUCUCACUGCUUAUUUGCAUGAAAGACCUCAGAACCUGCAUCUGACGUAGAUCAAGGGCUUCCUAACUGGUUCAUUAAUGUCCCCAGUUUUCAUUUGUUGUCAAUGCUUUAGCCCUUGUAUGUAUAAUAUGUAUAACCAGUCUUAUCCCAGAGAUUCUUUUCCAGGUAUGGCCUCUCAUUCAAAACUAGAUCUCCAUUUCAAUUUUCUGCUGUUAUUUGCAUAAGAACAGUAAUUUUAUUAUGCAAUUUAUACCAUAUGCAAAGAAAUGUCUGUGUCUUUUUGUCUGUUACAGCACAGUCAGCUGUGCAGGAAGCAACCUAAUAAAUCAUUGCCUUAUUACAUCA